AUGGCGCCUUCCAUUAUCCUAAUCGGUACUCGCCAGCUCACAACCACUCAUAGCUUCUUGACUUCACCUAUCGUUGAGAUUAUCGUUGGGAAAGGCGACGAUGAAACUGUUAUGACAGCUCAUCAAUCUCUCCUGAUGGAGGCACCACUACUAGCCGAAUUUGUUAAAAACUUCGAAGCGUCAGGUCCGCGACGCAUCAACCUACCGGACGAGGACGUCGAUGCCUUCGGUUGCUUCCUCCAGUUCCAGUACACGCGUGAUUACACUGUCAUUCAAACCGAAACAUCUGGGGAGACAGCUGAAGACAAAAGCGGUGACGAGUUGCUGCGCCAUGCGCGCAUCUACACGCUUGCAGAGAAGCUGGGCCUGCCAACCCUCCAGCGCAUUGCCCAUGGGAAGAUCCAUAAGGUCAAGAGCUCACCUGACGCAGAGCUUUCAUACGCCCGUUACGUAUACACCCAUACACCAACAACAGACACUACCAUCCGGAAGCCUGUGGCGACUUACUGGGCGAAUCAAAGUCACUUGCUGCGCCAGGAGGUUGGGGACGACUUCAAGAAGCUGUGCAUUGAAGUUCCAGAGUUCUCCUUUGAUGUCCUGACUAUCAUUUUGGAUCGCAAACUGAAGAACGGAUCGGAUGAGAUCAAGGGAAGUGCGCGCAAGCGUAGAAGAGACAUCUAG
Penicillium griseofulvum is the source of this 681-nucleotide messenger RNA. RefSeq lists its product as uncharacterized. The transcript has 2 exons. The coding region runs from base 1 to 681 and encodes 226 amino acids. Lineage: Eukaryota; Fungi; Ascomycota; Eurotiomycetes; Eurotiales; Aspergillaceae. The record is from RefSeq and is a predicted model, not a curated record.